AAUGAAAGUUCGUUUCCGCUAGGAGGCGCUCUGGACAAGGUGGCGGCAGUUUUCUAACAAUGUGAUGCUGACUUUGUAAUUAUCUGUGGUUUAAUUACAUUUCUGUUUCAAAGGGGAUUUUCCAAAAUUUUAAAUGGCAGACAUUGAGACUAUGUCGGUGACAACUCUAGAAUCUGUAGACUCCACUAUGAAGUCAACUCUACUAGGAACAGAUACAGAGAGUGAAGCCGAGGAGAAACAAGUCAUUGACUGGAAAAAACGUGUCCGAUCAGAGUUCAUGAGGAUACGCCACUUAAAACGAUUCAAAAGAGCUGACGAAGUCAAGACCACAUUUACCACGAACAGACAGUUCAUCAAUCAACAGCAGGAGAUUAAUAGUGAAUGGCUGAAGCAACAGCCAAUCCAGACCCUACAUUCACCGGAGACCUUCAGUCAUGUGCCCGUCACUAGGAAGUGUGAAGUAAAGAGCGGCAUGUUUAACCAGACCAUGUCUGUGUCGUUGCGUGUGAUGAACAUCGUCAAGCAGGUCCCGACCAUGUAUAGCUGGGCUCAGCUACAACAGAACUACAUGGUUGAGGAUGAGACUGUCCUACACAACAUACCGUAUAUGGGCGAUGACAUACUGGACAAGGAUGGAGCCUUCAUUGAGGAGCUGCUGAAAAACUAUGAUGGCAAAGUCCACGGAGAGAAAAACUCCAACAGCUUGGAUGAUGAGACGUUUGUGGAGCUGGUGAACUCCCUGUGGCUGAAUUAUCCCGACCCUGACCAGGAGGAGGCUGAACAUAAAGCGUCAGAAUCGUCGGUAAUGGCAGAGUGCAGUGAAGACAACACCAAGAGUGUAUUCCCCAGUGAUAUGAUAUUUGAAGCCAUAUCGAGCCAGUUCCCUGAGAGAGGCACAACUGACACUCUUAAAGAAAAGUACCGGGAACUGAUUGAGCUAAGAGACAGUACCUCCCUACCCCCCGAGUGUACCCCCAAUAUAGAUGGUCCAAACGCCCAGUCUGUCCCCAGAGCCCAGACCAUGCACUCCUUCCAUACUCUGUUUUGCCGGAGGUGUUUCAAAUACGACUGCUUUUUACAUCCAUACCACCCGACACCGAGCAUGCUGACCAGGAAAAUACCGGACACUCGCACAGAAAAUGACCCGUGUGGGACUGACUGCUAUUUACAUCUGAUCGGUGUGAAACAAGAGAAAGAGAUUCCAGUCUCGGAUGUGGAGAGGUGGGACAAGGGAGACAAGUUUGAGCGAAGGGAAUGUGGGACUAGUUCGCCAGUUGCUGGCAGGAAACGGAAAUACAAUGGGGCACCGAGUAGUGGAGAGGAAAGCAAUGAUGCGCCCGAGUUCCUAGUGCCAAAACGACCGGCGAGAAUCACACCUUGUUGGACUGGAGCAGACGAGUCUGUGUUCCGGGUUCUCCAUGACAUGUACAGGAACAACUACUGCGCCAUCGCUCGCCUCAUUGGUACCAAGAACUGUAAACAGGUGUACGACUUUGCCAAGAAGGAAGCCGCUCACAUACCAGAUGUUGGGGAGGACAAGGCUCAAACUCCACCCCGCAAGAAAACGAAAAAGAAACACAGGUUAUGGUCCAUGCACUGUAGAAAGAUUCAGUUGAAGAAAGACUCGUCCACCAAAACUGUAUAUAACUACCAGCCCUGUGACCACCCUGGUCUGCGCUGUGAUGAAUCGUGUCCGUGCAUCCUGGCCCAGAACUUCUGUGAAAAGUUCUGUCAGUGUAGUGGUGAUUGUGAGAAUCGCUUUCCUGGCUGUCGAUGUAAAGCCCAGUGUAAUACCAAACAGUGUCCGUGUUUCCUGGCCGUACGCGAGUGUGACCCGGACUUAUGUCAGACCUGUGGCGCAGACCAUUUUGUUGACAGCACAAAGAUUUCUUGUAAGAACGUCAGCGUACAAAGGGGACAAAGGAAGCGGCUGUUGCUGGCUCCGUCAGACGUAGCAGGAUGGGGAAUAUUCUUAAAAAGUCCAGCGGAAAAGAAUGAAUUUAUAUCCGAGUACUGUGGAGAGAUAAUAUCUCAGGACGAGGCAGACCGGCGAGGGAAAGUCUAUGACAAGUACAUGUGUAGCUUCCUGUUCAAUCUCAACAAUGAUUUUGUGGUGGAUGCGACCAGGAAAGGAAACAAGAUCCGCUUUGCCAACCAUUCAGUUAAUCCCAACUGUUAUGCCAAGGUGAUGAUGGUGAACGGGGACCACAGGAUUGGUAUCUUUGCCAAACGUCCAAUACAGUCCGGGGAGGAACUCUUCUUCGACUACAGAUAUGGUCCAACAGAGCAGUUAAAGUUUGUAGGCAUAGAAAGAGAUGCAGAAGUGACGUGAUUUUCAUUCCGAUGUCUACAAGCAGACAUCAUCCGUGGAUUACAGAACCUAUUUCCUUUCAAAUUAAUGAAUGCCAAGAAAGUGUUAUACAACUUUACAAAUUGUGGAACUAUGAAAAUUGUAUUUUGUUCUGAUGACAGCCCAUGUAGUGGACAGAAUCAUGUAAACUGGAUUAAAUUUGUCCGAGAUUCCCCAUUUGAUAUUCCGUCUUUUCGUAUUGCAGUUAUCUUCUCUUGUGAGCAGGUAUUAAUAGUUACGUCUUUGGUUUGUG
Mizuhopecten yessoensis (Yesso scallop) is the source of this 2603-nucleotide messenger RNA. Its product is annotated as histone-lysine N-methyltransferase EZH2-like. The coding region runs from base 134 to 2332 and encodes 732 amino acids. The record is from RefSeq and is a predicted model, not a curated record. Gene Ontology annotation, molecular function: histone H3K27 methyltransferase activity; protein binding. The transcript is spliced from 18 exons. NCBI's taxonomy places the organism in Eukaryota, Metazoa, Mollusca, Bivalvia, Pectinida, Pectinidae. Gene Ontology annotation, biological process: chromatin remodeling.